GGACUGCAUCACCUUGUAUAUUUGAACUUGUGACUAAGGCAGAUUUGUAGCUCGUCUUGUGCAAGCGCACAGAACGGACAUGACCUCUCGAACACUUCGAACUCAGUCGUUACCGCCAGUCGUCAUCGCCAGGAGUCGUUACCACCUGAAGUCGUCAUCAGUUGUACUUCCGUGACUCUGAACAUGAACUAACAGCUGCGUGUUAAUCCUACAUGUUUCUUCCUUACACGUAUGACUCCCUUGUUCCGAAGAGACUGUCUUUUUAUUCAAGAUGGCGGCGGAGCAGGUCACGUCGUUACCACGCUCCUGCUGAGAUAAGUUAAAUUGUGUCCUUACCGAGUUUUUUCAGUCAAUAUUUUACAACCAAAGUCAUUCCCUUUGUAUCGUCUUCAACUUUGACCUAUUUUGGGUCGCUUUUUUACAUAAUUUGUUAGACUUUUCGACUAAUUUACAGUUCGCGUGAGACCCAAGCCUGACCCAAGCGGAACCCAAGCCAUGGCGGACACCAGUGACCACGAGCAAUUGUAUUCUACACUUGGAGUGCCUUCAUCUGCAACUCACGCCGACAUCGUGGACGCCUACAAGAAAGAAGUCAAGCUUCUCGAAGAGGCCUGUAAAUACGGCAAAAAGUCUACGGUGUACAAGAAAGCAGAAACGAGACUUAGGGAGGUAAGCAAAGCUUUCGCUAUCUUGUCCGACGAGCCCAGGAGACAACUGUAUGACAACAGUGGGACCGUAAACUCUACUCCCAAAAUCACAAAGAAGUCGCGCAGUCAUUCCAAGGGCUACAGUGUGAACCAAAACGAGCAGAGUACCACUAUAUUUAUACCUCCAAACCAGGCAACUUCAUGGAUUGCAAUAUGUGAAGAACACUACUCAACUCAGGCCACCAACAGGGGAAAAGACGGUCACCAUAUUAAAACGGUAUUUUACGACGCGCAAUCAAAAGAAGCUGUUUGCUCAGUCAGUAUCACCGUGUACGUAUCGACCGACAAGAUGUUAGUUCAGGGCUCUGCUUAUCUACUGUGGUUCUCGGAAGAAUUCCCUCGAUUGAAAGAGAAAGUUAGCAGUAGCGAGAGUAUCAACGACGUCCAACUCUCGGGGCCAGAAUCUGAAGUUUCCGGGAUAGCCGGAGAUCCAGCAACUGAUGACUCUACCUUUUGCCCAACAUGUGAGCAAUCUAUCAUGACGGAUGAAGCUUGCCCUAGCUGCAACACAGUUCCCAAAUCAUUGCUAGACUGUAACAGCAAUACCAUGUGUUCAGGUGAAGAACUGCCGGAAGGUACACCACAGAACCUAGUAGACAAAGCUAAUCAGUGUACGUCUCCUAUCUCCACGGUCGACUAUACUAACGUACAAGAUAGCGUGAAUAAGCUGGAAUCGUGUAUUGCUGAAUCUAUCGCAGACAGGAAAACUGCAGAGACGUCAAUUCUGAAAAGGCUUUCUGUACUUGAGGACAGACUAAAGUCUUGUGAACGAAGCCAUGUGUGCGUCGGACUUUCUGCUCCAGAGAAAAGGCAACUUGUGGAAGAUGUUGCGCGUUUGGGCAAAGUAAAGUGUGAGCUUGAAAGCGAAGUCAAGUCGCUUCAACAGAAGUUUGAUGAGCUAUCUAGUGCCGUACACAAGGUACAAUCAAACAGUGCACGCGGCAAGACCAACACAAUUGAAACACAAACAACACAAGAGCCGUCUGACCGCGCCGAGAAAUUAUUACAUGAAUUAGUCAAUGUCAACGUGCACAACAGGUUCCAGGUUCUGGAAACAGACAACAAUGAAACCCGCGGUAGCAGCCCCGUCUCAAACCCAGGUGCGAAACACCGUGAGCAAGCUCACAAAACAGGCGCGAAACAGCCUCCCAUUCAGGACAAGACCAACCCCAGCCCCACUGUCUCGCCAAGUCGCCACAACAAAGUCAUGCCGCCCGACGUGUUAAUACUGGGAGAUUCAAACACAAAGGCAAUCAAGACAGACGUCAUGUACCCCGCCAAGCGCGUGACAAAGGAACUAACAUACAACAUAACGCAAGCUACUGACUACAUCCAGAGAUCAACCUUGUCCGCUCCCAAAGUCAUCCUAUUCCACGUCGGAACGAACGACACCCGGGACAAACGGGAUCCGACAGCCGUAUCCGAAGGUUUCAGGAAGCUCAUCCAGACAUCCCACACUAAGUAUCCACAAACCACGUUAGUCUUCUCUUCUAUACUCCCCAGAGAGGACCGCAAGCUACAGGAAGUGGGAGAUCAAGUGAACUCCUUUCUAAAGGCUAGGUGGUUGCCGAGGAGACGGACUAUGUCCUCGUCACUGAUAACAGUAACUUGUCCGACAGGGGGACGUUGAAAGAAGACCUCUACAGACCAGACGGUUACCACCUGAACAGCUACGGUGUCCGGGUGUUAGUAAGUAACAUCAAGAGAGUGAUCAACCCUUUCCUUUAUGCCAGGCCAAUCCUCCAGUCUCCCCAAGGCGCGCGUGCGGGGCCUACAACAGGUUUCUCCCAACAUCUGAGGCAGAAACAACCCCCUCGCCCACCUAGGCUCGAGCCGUCCCCAGCACUAGGACAGGACCAUCUCCCGAGGGCACCUGUAUCCAGUCAGCGUCCGUUGCAUCCAAAGACCAGUCCCCCAUCAGGAAAUUCACAAGUUAAAGGUCAACCCCAACCUGGCAUACA
Messenger RNA from Branchiostoma belcheri (Belcher's lancelet), 2668 nucleotides. RefSeq lists its product as uncharacterized. Lineage: Eukaryota; Metazoa; Chordata; Leptocardii; Amphioxiformes; Branchiostomatidae. The transcript has a single exon. The record is from RefSeq and is a predicted model, not a curated record. The coding region runs from base 496 to 2337 and encodes 613 amino acids.